AUGGGUAGGAAGAGAAAGGUUGUGGAAGUUGUGGAAGGAGAAGGUAGCCAGGAACAACAACCCAAGGGACCCUAUUUCUCAUGGACAGAACAAUUGGAUGCUCUCCUUAUACAAUGUAUGCAAGAGCUGGUACAGAAGCACCAAGUGGAGAAUGGCAAUUUCAAAAAUGGAUCUUUUACUGAGCUUGAGAACUUGGUGCAUCAGAAGGCACCUGCCUGCGGAGUAAAGGUGGAACCAAAUAUAAGAUCCAGGCACAAGAAGCUGAAAAGGGAUUUCAUGGCGGUACACUUGCUUUGUUCGAAGAGUGGACAAGGCUGGGAUGAAAGCACAUGCACACCAUAUCUUGAUGAUGAUGUGUUUGAAGACCUGCUCAAGGUGCAUCCAAACAUAAAAAACUUGAACAAGAAGCCUUUCCCCUUCUACAACGAGCUAGCUGAGGUAUUUGGGAAAGGUGGGACAGCUGUUGGUCGAUGUACAGGUGGCAUAUCUGAUGGUCCACCAUCACCUGAAUCUGUCAUGGAUUUGGAAGGAUUUGACUCACCAAUUGACCUGGAUUCUCAAAGGACCACAGAGAUUAUGGAUGACUUAAUCAACGAAGCUGCCAGCAACAAAUGUGCUAAGAAGAAGGCAAAAAAAUUUGAAAUUAACACUGAUGAAGCUAUAGUUAAUGUCUCAUCCCAACUUGGUGAGCUGAAGCCAAUAAUCUUCAAGGCUGUGGAAGCUCUUGGCUCCAUAAUAGGUGAUCGUGAUGGUGAGAACAGUAAGCAAGCUGCUUUGAUCAAGGAGAUAGGGAAAAUUGGAGGACUCACUCGUGACCAAGUCAUUGAUGCUGCUAUGGCUUUAGUGGACAACGAGCCAAAGACUCGACUUUUCUAUGCACUAGAGAGCGAGGAAGACCGGUGCUACUUCAUCAGGAGCUUGCUACGUUGA
This is a messenger RNA of Linum trigynum, 930 nucleotides long. The record is from the annotation of a GenBank genome assembly. NCBI's taxonomy places the organism in Eukaryota, Viridiplantae, Streptophyta, Magnoliopsida, Malpighiales, Linaceae.